This is a messenger RNA of Galendromus occidentalis (western predatory mite), 2194 nucleotides long. RefSeq lists its product as uncharacterized. NCBI's taxonomy places the organism in Eukaryota, Metazoa, Arthropoda, Arachnida, Mesostigmata, Phytoseiidae. The transcript is spliced from 12 exons. The coding region runs from base 263 to 2194 and encodes 643 amino acids. The record is from RefSeq and is a predicted model, not a curated record.
GCUGCAUCGCGGUGUGGAGAGCCGACGACAGCAUAGUGAACGUGGACUUCCUCAGUCUACCGUUCCAGGCGAGCGCCAGAUCGGAAACUCCACCGAGUGGAUCGUAUUGUGGUGGAACCGUGAGUGGCUGCUCCAGGAAAGACGUUUUCCGGACAACCAGGCUCCCGAACCCAGGGAACAUCCUCUCAGGAAUCGGAUAGAGAGCUUCGACUCUAGGGUGGAGAACCACCGUCCGCAGCAGCGUGUUUGGACGCGGGUCGAGAUGGCAGGCCUCUACCCGAUUUUCGCGACGAACGAUUUCCUGUCGAGUUGCGAACAGCUCUCGAAUUGCCAUGUGGUCAUCGACGGUUCAAACAUUCAAUACUUCUUCGCGGACCGCCGCAACGCCCUCUCGAGCCUCCAAUCGUACGCACAAGCUGUGAGGGAUUACUUCCAUGAAUUACUUGAGGCGAAGAUCACCCCCCAUGUCUUCUUCGACGGACCUUCGAGUGAUGCGUCCGAAAAAUGGGAGCGUGCCCGCAGACAUCGACAGGACCGCUUGGAAAUGUUGGCCGGUCAACAUCCGUGGCAUGAAUUCUCGGCGUCCCCUGCUAUCUCAGAUAUAUUCCAUCGCGUGUUGGAUUCGAUGGCGAUCCGCAAGAUUCAGGUUUCUGCGAAGCGUGACUACACCGACGAGAUGAUUUCACAUGCAAAGUAUUUCAAUGCUACUCUGAUCUCGGGGAAUCUCAAAUUCUACGUGGAGGAUCUACCGUGCGGUUUUUCUCCUCCCUCUUCUCUCUCUCUGAGAGCGAUGGGAGGCUGUCGACCGCGAUCGAGUUGCGUCAUUAGAAUCUACCGUUUCCAGAGAUUUCGCGAUCUCAUUAAUCUCGGCGAGUCGCCUAAUCCUCACGCUCUCAGGAUGUGGAUAACCGUUCUGUACAACAAAGACGUUUUCGGGGAGUUUUCAAAACAUUUCCUCCCAGAAGCUGAUCGAUCUGCUCCCUUCUACCCGACGGGGAGAAGGGAGUGGAUUCAUGCGUUACUCUCUUCGAAGAAUAGAAGAUCCGGCCCGCUAAAAUUACUUCAGUUCUUCCUCGAGAACACUUACGAUGAUGCUUCGCAUAUAAUAUACCGACAGCUGUAUCCGAACCAUCGUACCCAAGCGAAGCGUCUUUUCCGUCGAGACCCCCCCAUCGAAGCCCACGACGUGUUCGAAAAAAUCCGAAAUGAAGUGGAAACCGGAGAAUUCUGUCACCAGCAUCUUCCACAAUGGUUCUUGAGCUUCAUAACAGUCGAGUGUAAGCUUGUUCCGGACUUGCUUGAUACGCUCACCAAUAGACGUCACUAUCUGAAGUCGCUGGUGGAGGACUUUGAGAAGAAGUCCGCCCACGACUGCACGAUAUCCAUUCGACGGCUGAUUUACGGAGUUCUCCUCGCGGACUGUGAGGAGAGCGAUGAGGAUAUAUUUGUCGAAGAGCUUGAUCGUAGAGCAGAGGAUCUGCAAGAGGUCAAGCGACGGCCGAGGUGGAAAAUGUGGAGCCCCGGUGAAGAAUCUGAAGAUUUCUUGGUGCCCGGGCUGAAAUCGAUGGAUUCUCUGUCUGAAUCUGAGCGUAGGGACCUCUUCCUGCUGGGCAUGGGUGUUGAAAGAAAACGAAGGAAGGGCAUCGAUUCGGAUGAGCGUUUGUAUAUCACAGCCAUCUUGAUUAACUGGCUUGCUGCCGGGAACGAUAUACGGCGGGCAGAUCUGCUGAGAGUUCUUCUUACAGCCCUCAUUGUGGAAUGGAAGUACGGGAAGCCAAGCAAUAUCUUCGACGACAGAGUGCGAUUGGACGCGGAACUUUGUGCAAGGCUGGCCGUAGACUUCCGGCCGGAGAGCGUGAAGAAUUUACCCGGAUCUUUUGCCUGUAUGCACCCCCUUGCGCAGCUGCACAGCGUCAUGUUCUUUGGAAGAUGUCUGCACAGACUCUUCAUGCAGCCGUUGGGCCCGAAUUCGGAUAGUGUCGAGACCGUGGUGAACGAGGUUGUCUUCUAUCACAUUUGUCAGCUCACGCAGAAUAUGGACGAUGUGUCUCUGGAGGAAUUCAUAAUCGAAAUGGUGACUGAGAGUGGUCGAGGGUCGUUCGAGAACGCACUAGACGCGCUCUGGGACAGAGACUCCAAAGAAAUUGCGGAGACAAUCAUCGAAGGCUUUGUAGGCGAUGAUAAAAGGUCCUGA